GGUUUUUGAGAUGUCAAGUUCAAUGAGCUUUCUGAAAUCUGGAUCUUUGAUAUUCAACCUACUGGUGUUUCUAGCGGGAUCAGCCUGUGCCGCUCUAGGAGUGUAUAUUCUAGUAUCAGACUAUGGACCCAAAGAACUGUCUGGAGUCCUGGGGAAUGAACUGUAUCAUAUCGCGGCCUAUGUCGCCAUUGCAGGAGGAGCUUCUAUCGCGGUCAUCUCACUUUGUGGCUGUGUAGGUGCUGCUAAAGAAAGCAAGGUCAUGCUAGCCAGUUAUUCCGUUCUGAUGACGAUAGUAUUCAUCGUAUUAUUAACAACUUCAGUGCUCGUCUUCCUGUUCCUUGGCCAGACGUCACAUCAGACGAAGGAAUCGAUGAAGACUGUCUUGAUAGAGAAGUACGGAGUGAACCAACAAGAUCCAGAAAAUCGUGUGGUGACGGAAAUGUGGGAUUUCCUACAGAAGCAGUUGAAGUGUUGCGGUGUCUCAGGAGACGCCAACUCCACAGACUCCUGGGCAAUCUACAAAAUAAAGUCAGAAUGGUUCAGAACCCAAGAAUCCGAUAGUCAGUUAGUCCCGGAGAGCUGUUGUAACCCGGAUGGUGAUCUAGCGAUGUGUAACAGAGUCUCCUCCUUCGAGGGCCCUCCAAAUUAUGACCCACCGUUUGUCGGUCCCUAUAGGAAAAACCCUAACAUGUAUCACACGGGUUGUUAUGACGAAAUUGUUCACUACAUUCAAGGCCACGCCCUUAUGAUUGGUGGAAUUGCAAUAGCCGCCAUUGUUGUCAUGCUUUUUGGAGUCAUAUUCGGGGUAUGUUUAUGUCGGUCCAUACGGAGUCGAGGCUAUAGAUAUUAACAUUUAUUCAUAAUACUGC
Saccostrea echinata is the source of this 869-nucleotide messenger RNA. RefSeq names its product CD151 antigen-like. The coding region runs from base 11 to 850 and encodes 279 amino acids. The transcript has 8 exons. NCBI's taxonomy places the organism in Eukaryota, Metazoa, Mollusca, Bivalvia, Ostreida, Ostreidae. The record is from RefSeq and is a predicted model, not a curated record. Gene Ontology annotation, cellular component: membrane.